Calypte anna (Anna's hummingbird) is the source of this 3813-nucleotide messenger RNA. RefSeq names its product nuclear FMR1 interacting protein 1 (gene NUFIP1). Gene Ontology annotation, cellular component: nucleus. Lineage: Eukaryota; Metazoa; Chordata; Aves; Apodiformes; Trochilidae. Gene Ontology annotation, biological process: box C/D snoRNP assembly. Gene Ontology annotation, molecular function: RNA binding. The transcript is spliced from 10 exons. The record is from RefSeq and is a predicted model, not a curated record. The coding region runs from base 112 to 1902 and encodes 596 amino acids.
GCCGGUGCGGACACACGCGGUGGCGGCGGCAUCACCGGCAUCACCGUCACCAUCAUCACAUCGCGGAGCCGGGACGCAGCAGAGCGGCCGCGUCGGUCCCGCCCACCCGCCAUGAACCCCUUCGCCUGGUACCCGCCGCCUCCCCCGGGCUUCCCGCCGCCCGGGUUCCCCCCGCCGGGGCUUCCCCCUCCCUUCUUCUGCCCGCCGCCCCCCUGGGAGCCGGGCUACUGGGCUGCCCCCGGGCCCUUCCCGCCUCCCGCCGGCAGCUUCCCGCCGCCCAGCACCGGCAGCCCCUCGCAGCCCUCCGACAGCCACACGCCCGCCGAGAACUCCUCGCUUCCCGCCGACAGCUCCUCGCAACCCACCGACGGCUCCUCGCAGCCCGCCGAGAGCUACCCGCCUGCGGAGAGCUACCCGCCGCCCAGCAGCACCUACCCCCCUGCCCACACCUACCCGCCGCCCCCCGCCUGGUUCCCGCCGGCCUACGGACCGCAGGACCCGCACGCUGGUGGAAAUGGCCAUUUCUCCCAGAAAUGGCAAGGCGAGCUAGCACCGGGGUUUAAUAAACGUUUUCCAGAAGAAAAUCCCAGGCCAAAGAACAAAAAGAAGAAAGAGCCAGUUUUCUCUCAUUUUUGUGAUACCUGUGACCGUGGCUAUAAAAACCAGGAGAAGUAUGAUGAACACAUUUCACAACAUAGACAGUGCACAGAAGAAGGCUGCAAUUUCAGUGCCAGUGAGAAGAUAGUUCAGAUACACUGGAAGAAUGCACAUGCACCUGGUGCUAAAAGAAUCAAACUGGAUAGUCCAGAAGAGAUUGCUAGAUGGAGAGAAGAAAGAAAAAAAAAUUUUCCUACUUUGGCAAACAUUGAAAGGAAGAAGACGAUGCAGAUGCAGAAGGAAGAAAGGGGAGAAGUUCUAACAACCCAACAGUUUGGCAAAAUGAAGGGAAUGUGGAAAGCUGCAGAUAGCCAAGAGAGGCAUGGACAGCAAGGAAGACAAAGGAGGAGACAAAGGCGCCCAUUUUGGAAGAAAUUUAGGGAAAACGGUGGUGAUCAUAAUGCACACAGAACUCCAAAUGAAACCAACAGACCAGAAAACAGCACGUGUGAAAAGGAUCAUGAAAACCAGCAUGCUUUGGAAGCUCAGCCACACGUGAAGGAUGUGGACCCUCUCAGUCUUCUGGCAAGCAGUGAUGUUGAAUCCGACAAGGAUGAAGCAGCAGCUGAGGAUGGGAAGCAGGGAUUGACUGUUGCUCCCAGGCUGGUCACCUCUGCCCUGACUGCACUGUCAGCCAACUAUGGGAGUGCAUCUGACAGUGAGCCUGAAGAAAUCCCAGUCAAGACUGCAGCAAAAGCUGAGAAAAACCAACCUGAGCUCAGAGAUACGCCUCAAACUUCUUCUGUUCCUUGGAGUCAGAACCCAAAUCAAAAGAGACCAGAACAUAAAAGCACAACUCUAAGAAGCUCGAAUUCAAAUGCACGUCCCCCCAGAGGGCCUGGCAACAGGGGCAAGAAAACAGCACCUGCCCUUCCCAAGCGCCGUCCAACUCUGCUGGAAAUGUUACUGGCCCAGGACAUCCGACACGAGAGGAACGUGGUUUUGCAGUGUGUUCGAUACCUCGUCCGAAACAACCUGUUUGGACUUCAUUUGAAAGCAGAAGCUGAGGCUGAAGCAGAGACUGAGCAGUCCUGUUCAACUGUAACUGCAGCAGAGUCUUUGGACAAACUUGAUGAACCUAAUUGUUCCAUUAGCUCUGACCUUCAGUUAGCAGGAGGAGGAGAUGAUGCAUUAUUAAUAGCCCAGGGUGAAAAAGCAUCCGUGGAUCAUACUUCACAGAUGCCUCACCUGGCAGAUGAGGACAUAUGGGAAACCCCAGCAGUUCAGUGUAAAGAAGCACUGUAGAGGAGGUCUGUUGUGGACAAUAAAUCAAAGGCUCACAGUUAAUACCUGACUGAGGCUUUCUGAAAGACAUCAGUGUAACAAAAUAAUCAUGAAAGUAUAUAAUGAGAGCUGUUAAAAACAACCUCUCUGAUCUGUUCUGCCCCAGGUGGCCAUUUCCUUGUGAAAACAGCAAUCUGCCCUGAGUAACUGCACUUCCACAUGGCAGAAAGGCAGCAGUGGCACAGAGUAUGAUCUUCCCUAGAGUAAGUGUGGAUCCCCACUUCUGAGCUUCUAGGCUCUCAAUGUCUUAACUUGUUAUGGAAUGUGUCCAUCACCAAGUAGUGGUGUGAUAGGAUGGAUCUUACUCAGGUGAAGUCAUGGUCUGGUGUGCCUGGGAGUAUCUGAGUGUCCAGAAGUAUUUCAGUGUAGUUUUGGUAGAGUAAUUCAGAGCACAUUUUUUUUCCCCUCAGCUGUUACUGAUAUAAUAUAUCCAGUAUAAAAUGAAGAAAUAAAAUGGAAGAUACAAAUAACCUGGCUUUAAAAGUACUGCUUGCACUAGGAGCCAUCUUCUCUUUGAAUGGAUGUUAACUGAGCAGAGAAAUGGAAAUGAGGGUGUAGUCUGAUGCAAGGAGCCUUUAAAAAAACCCCCAAAACUGUAAAGAUAAAACAGCUGCUAACUGCUUGCAUCAGUACUAGGUUGCUGGUUGACCUCAGGUACCCAGUAUUAAGCCUUGGGCAUUAACUGCUGUUGCAGUCAUUGCCUAAUACAAAAAACUCUGGAUGCAAACUCUUAGUAUGAAGAAUAUAAUCAAAGUUUAGAAAGCUUAUCAGGAGUUACUGGUUUGUCCCUUUUUAGUACGCUUUGGGAAUUUACUAGGUGGCCUUCUGGAUUAAUGUCUUCCAUGGUACAGUGUUACAAUGCUUCUACAGCAUCUGGUGGCUUGUUUUGUUUUUUUUUCAUUGAUUUUUGUAUACAUCUGUGGUGUUAUGAGCACGAAAAAGCAUUAGCCAAGGUUUAGAAACAAGUUUAGUCUUUUGAUUACAUUUGUCUGAAUUAUUCUUGUCAAGGGCAGAUGUUGGCUUCUCACACGGACACUGAAAAUAAAAACCACCUUUUAAAAUAGAUUUUGAUAGUAGAUUUAGAUAAGCUGUUAUCAAGACUUUCACUUCAGAAUCUGCUCUUUGUCUUUUAGUCCUGGCUACAUGUUGGAGUUAAAUCUCAGGGACUGAUUUUAUUCCUUCGUUCUUUGGUAGAAGUUUAUCCUUCCACCAUACAGAGACUCACGUGGGGUGGGGUUUUUUUGUUGCCUUAUUUUCUUUCCUCUAGUUCCUUAACUUGAGCCAUCCAUCUCAUUUGUGGUGCACAGGCAACCAGAAAUGGCUGAAAAUUUUGUCCCACUGCUCCGUUAUUUAUAGCUACAACUACAUACUGUGUUUGUAAUGCACUGUCUAAAUUUAUGGAAUUAUAUAAAUAUCAACACCCUUGUAAAAAUUGUGUGUCUCAAUAAUAUAUGUGCAGAAUAGAAGCAGUGAUCAUAAACAUUUGUAUUUCCAAGGCUGGUGAUUCAUUCUUCCCGUGAUGGUCCCACGAGUCAUCUCAAUCUCACUGACUUGCUUACAGCUCUUACAGUUUUACUGCCAUGAAAGUACCAGCAAAGGACUCUGAGCCACAGAGAUCUGGCACUCGGGCAGAACCUGGUUUCAGAGGGGUUCCAGAACUGUUGCAUGGGCAACAGCUGCAGGAAAAGAAAUGGAUGUCUUAGGAUUGCUACUAACUUGCACUUUAAACAACCCUUCACAUGCUUCUGUUCCUGUCAAGUUGAUGGCAGAGUUUGCUUUGACUGUACGUUCUGACCUUGUGUUUAAAAAAAAACCAAACAGCAUAACAACAAAACCUUUAAUCUGAAUUCUUUAUACUCUUGUCAUUAUGGA